Messenger RNA from Trichomycterus rosablanca, 2235 nucleotides. RefSeq names its product transducer of ERBB2, 1a (gene tob1a). Gene Ontology annotation, molecular function: transcription corepressor activity. The record is from RefSeq and is a predicted model, not a curated record. Gene Ontology annotation, biological process: regulation of gene expression. The transcript is spliced from 2 exons. Gene Ontology annotation, cellular component: nucleus; cytoplasm. Lineage: Eukaryota; Metazoa; Chordata; Actinopteri; Siluriformes; Trichomycteridae. Bases 361 to 1341 code for a protein of 326 amino acids.
CACCCAGGGUGAUGGGGGUGGAUAGGCGCUUUUAAGAAGGUUAAUCGGACGCAAAAAGGUUUUCACGUCUACAACAACUGGAAUACAUUAUUUUUUAUGUUAAUUUGCUUACUGUGAAGAGAAUAUUUAUAUCUACAGUUUUCUAUUUGCACUAGUUAACGGUACUUCAACUACUGCGUUUUUUACGAAAGAACUGGAUCACUCAUCUGUGAAAGAAGACAUUUCCUCAGCAACCAGCACUUUGUUUUUAUUCUUUUGCUCUGCUCAAGCUUGACCUUGAAUUUUACAAGGCUUGAUAUCACGUGAGUUUUCAAGCACCCUCUGGAAAUAACGUUUUUGCACCUGAUCAGUUCAGCAGCUAUGCAGCUUGAAAUCCAAGUAGCACUCAACUUUAUAAUUUCUUACCUGUACAAUAAGCUGCCGCGGCGCCGCGUCAACAUUUUCGGUGAGGAGUUGGAGCGGCAGCUGAAACAGAAAUACGAGGGACACUGGUAUCCAGACAAGCCAUACAAAGGGUCCGGUUUCCGCUGCAUACAUGUAGGGGAGAAAGUAGACCCUGUUGUUGAGCAAGCAGCCAAAGAAAGUGGGUUGGAUAUCGAAGACGUUCGUAACAACCUUCCUCAGGAUCUCAGCGUCUGGAUCGAUCCUUUUGAAGUGUCUUAUCAGAUUGGGGAAAAGGGACCAGUCAAGGUGCUGUAUGUGGACGACAGCAAUGAGAACGGUCUGGAGUUGGACAAAGAGAUCAAGAACAGCUUUAACCCAGAGGCCCAGGUUUUCAUGCCAAUCACAGAGCCUCUGGGACCCUCGCCCACAUCCAGCUCGCCUUCCCCUCCCUUCGGCCAGUCAGCCUCCGUCAGCCCUACUUUCAUGCCACGCUCCACCCAGCCAUUAACCUUCACCACUGCCAUGUUUGCUGCCACUAAGUUCGGCUCCACCAAAAUGAAGAGCAGUGGUCGCAACAGCAACAAGGUGGCACGCAGCUCCCCCACCAACCUGGGGCUGAAUGUGAAUAACCUUCUGAAACAGAAAGCCAUCUCCACCUCGAUGCAUUCGCUCUACAGUCUCGGCUUGGGUGGACAACAGCAGAAGUCCUCGGCUCUGUCUCCCAAUGCCAAGGAGUUUGUGUUCCCCAGCUUCCAGGGCCAGGGAAGCCCAAGUGCAAUGUUUCCUGGAGAGAGCUCGCUCAACCUGAGCCUCAAUCCUCUUCAGUAUAAUAAUGCCUUUGAUGUGUUCGCCACCUACGGGGGCUUAAACGAAAAGUCCCUGAUGGACAGCCUGAACUUCAGUCUAAGCAACAUGCAGUAUUCUAACCAGCAAUUCCAGCCAGUGAUGGCCAAUUAGGAAACAAAUAUGCUACUAAAAUGACCAGAGAUAUGUGAUGGGGGUUGGGGAGGUUAGUUUCUAAAAUUCUACAAAAAAGAGAAAAAAAAAUAGAAAAGAGAGUAAAGGAAAAGGUUACAUAAUAACUGUACAGUCAUAGUGUACAAGCUAAGGAGCAUGAGCCCGAGGGUGAAUACUUUGCCCCCUUGAGUUUUUUGUUAUUUCUUUCUUUUCUUUCUUUUUUAUAAUAAAGCUUGUAGUACUUCAUGUCCAAGCUUGGUUACCUAAACUCAGCAUUGUUUUCUUUUGCCAACCAAGCACAAAAUUAUUUUUUAUUGACUGUUUUAAGAUAUCUUUAUGAGGAAGUGAAACACAAGUUAUGGCCUCUUACAGUAUUUAAGAUAUAUAGCUGGACAGCCAAUUUUUAAAGGAUUGGCAUAAAUACUAAGUGGAAUUUUUUCUAAUUGUAUAAUUUAAUUUAGUACAGAGUUUGUAAAAUAUCAGAGUAUAUAUUGUUUCUACAACAUGGUAUUGCAUUUAUAUCUUUUUACUACUCCAGUGAUCUGUGAUGGCUGAAGCAGCUUUUGUGUUAUUUCCUUUUUUAUUGAAAUUGUAAACUGAAUUCAUCUUUAAAAAAAAUUUACUAUUCUGAAGAUUGUGUACAGAAUAUUCCGUAGUGGUGGGAUUUAAGAAUAUUUGCUUUUUGAAAAAACAUAAGAGUUGUAUUUUCUGUUGAGGGUAAAAAAUGUUUUUGCUAUAUUAUGGACAAAAUGUAAUCGUAUAUUAAUUUUGUACCUACAUAGUGCAAUACUUGAUAAAAACACACGGUAUAACAAGUAUUGAGUCAGUGUCUUACAUGUCAAGAGGGACUGAUUAUUAGUUUAUUAAGUUUGUAUUAAAAUGCUUGAAAAGAUA